This is a messenger RNA of Eublepharis macularius, 4959 nucleotides long. RefSeq names its product solute carrier family 25 member 16 (gene SLC25A16). Gene Ontology annotation, cellular component: mitochondrial inner membrane. The transcript has 10 exons. Gene Ontology annotation, biological process: transmembrane transport. The record is from RefSeq and is a predicted model, not a curated record. NCBI's taxonomy places the organism in Eukaryota, Metazoa, Chordata, Lepidosauria, Squamata, Eublepharidae. Bases 1683 to 2696 code for a protein of 337 amino acids.
CCACAGUGCAAAUAAGUACUGUUUAACGUCUGUUAGACUAAGUUAUUGUUAGUAAACCUCUUCUCAGCUGAAGCCCUUGCACCUUAUUUAUGCAAUUUUUGGAACAGUGACAUGAAAACAGACUAAAAGUUAUACUAUUAGACCUGAAAGUUUUCUUCCAUAGUCCCAUGCCUGUUGAACUGUGAUGCUAUUCAGUGGCAAAGAAAAAGCAUUUGUUUAGGUAUACCCUCUUCAUAUUUUGUGUGUUUGUUCACCAGAGAUUAACACCAUUGUAAAUGUAGCAAGCCUCCAUGCUGCUGUGUAGUUUAAUUCACAAAAACGUUUGUAAUUUGCAGCCUGGUUACUACUGGGCCCCAGAACAUGCAUGUCACACCCAUCAGCAGACACUCCAUUGGUUCCCAUUCAGUUACUGAGUUCAAGGUUCUGGUUAUCACACACCAAGCCCUGAAUGGCCUUGGACUCAGAUACCUGCAGGAUCACCUCUCCUCUAUCCUCCACUGUCACAGCUUUGCUCAUCUGUGCAAAGCCUUCUAAUGGUGUUCUCCUGCAGAGGGGUAAAAUUGCCGGACGUCUACUCAGGUGCAUUCUAAGUGUUGACCUUGAGCAACUGGGAAUGCUCCCACACUUCCUUCAUUCUGCAGACUGUGCAAAACAAAAAUGUUAAAUGCCUUUACCUUGUAGUCUACCUUCUGUGUUGUUUACAGCAUACACACUUUAGUUUGUGGUUCCCAUGGCUCUCUAAUUCUGUAGUCCUAAUCUUACUGCAUUGUUCAUUGGUGGUUUUAUGCUGUUUCACUGCACAGCUUUAUAUCCUGUAAUCCUCCUUGAGUCUAAGGAAGGCUCUAAGUAGACCAUAAAUAAAGAAAUAAUUUUACAAGUGACAGGGCAUUGGAAGAGAUGGUGCUGCAGCUGAGCCCUAUUUAACCUGAACAAGCGGCUCUUAAAGGCUAGUAAUAAACUGGUGGACAAGGCCGCUGCAGUAAAAAGUCUCAGCAAACCAAUUUUUAGUAUGGCACUGGGAACAUGAAGAAACAAACGAUCGUGGCUGAGAAGCAACAGCCAUCCCACGUCCUGUCCUUCCUCCUCCUGUUGAGAGCGAGCUUUCUCUACCUUGAAAUCAGGAGAACUCUACCUCUGGAAUUUCAACCUGUCGUCGUGACGCAGCUGUUCGGCGCACAGAAAGAAGCCCCGCUGCUGCCACGAGAAAGGCGCCAAACUCGGACCCCCCGGGCGAGACGGACUCUCAGCCGCAGGGCCUAAGGCCCGCUGGAGGGCGACCUGCCCUGGCUCGCUUCAUUCCUACCCAAGCUCUGCGCUGGGACCUAGCCGACCAGACGGGGAGGAGAGACACCGCUACGGCCGUCGGUGAAGCUGGUCUCUGACGCGAUCAGCGGGCGCCGCCGGCGGGCCCGAGUCGCUCGACGAGGCCGCGGCUAGCGGGACGGGCAGAGGCGGGGAGGCCUCCUUUGCUGUGGGACGCGCGGCGCUGCCUCUGAGGGGAGGCCGGCCUCGCCCCGCCGCCUUUCCCCUCUCCCGGAGUUUCCGCGCGGAGCCCCGCCUCGGCUGGGCGGGGGCAGGACCAGCCCGGCACCAUGUGCUGGAGGUGCCAGGCGCAGGCUGAGUAAAGCUGCCGCUUCCUCCUCGCCUUUCCGCUGCGCUCCCGAGGCAGCCCGCUCGGCCUCAUGGCCACCGAGGUGGCGGCGGCGGGGCCCAGCGCCCGCUUGCCCUCGUCCCCAGCCCGAAGGGACUUCUACUGGCUCCGCUCUUUCGUGGCGGGAGGCGUUGCAGGCUGUUGUGCCAAAACAACCAUUGCACCCUUGGAUCGAGUCAAGAUUUUAUUGCAAGCUCAUAAUCAUCAUUAUAAACAUCUAGGUGUGCUUUCCACAUUGUGUGCUGUCCCGAAAAAGGAGGGCUACCUAGGAUUUUAUAGAGGAAAUGGAGCAAUGAUGAUUAGAAUCUUCCCAUAUGGCGCAAUUCAGUUCACAGCAUUUAGUCAAUAUAAAAAGAUGAUAAAGAAGAAGCUUGGCAUUUCUGGACAUGUACAUCGGUUAAUGGCUGGUUCCAUGGCAGGUAUAACUGCAGUAAUUUGUACUUAUCCUCUUGACAUGGUGAGAGCACGUCUGGCAUUCCAAGUGAAAGGGGACCAUAAGUACACUGGCAUUAUUCAUGCAUUCAAGACCAUCUAUACAAAGGAAGGUGGCAUGCAAGGAUUUUAUCGAGGGCUUAUGCCAACAGUAGUAGGAAUGGCUCCAUAUGCAGGUUUCUCAUUUUUUACUUUUGGUACCUUAAAGAGUGUGGGACUUGCCCAAGCACCUACCUUGCUUGGGACACCUUCAUUAGAUAAUCCCGAUGUCUUAGUUUUGAAAACUCAUGUAAAUUUGCUGUGUGGUGGCAUAGCUGGAGCAAUAGCGCAGACAAUAUCCUAUCCUCUUGAUGUAACGCGUAGACGAAUGCAGUUGGGAGCAGUGCUUCCAGAUUCUGAAAAGUGCCUUCAACACUAUCUAGUAUCCCUUCAGUUAUUCCAAUACAAUGGUACAGACACUGAAGUAUGUUUAUGGAAACCAUGGAAUACGAGGAGGAUUGUACCGUGGUUUAUCCCUGAAUUACAUUCGUUGUAUUCCUUCACAGGCAGUGGCCUUCACUACUUACGAACUUAUGAAACAAUUCUUGCACCUCAAUUAAAAGGACAAAUUUAACUGGAAAAAAAGAUUUUUUGUUACAUUUAAUGGAUUAAGUUUCCCAUUUGAAAUAAUUAUCACUGAGGAACCACUUGUAUUUUUAGUGCUUUCUUUUACCAAAAAUGAAGAAUGGCGUAAAAUUGGAGAGUUGAAGCUUGGAUAAGAUAUGUUACGAGGCCACUGAACAAACAACUCCUGACAACGUAAACCACUUGAUGAAAAUACAGUUCAAUUUAGUAAACAGAAGCUUAUCAUGAAAAGGAAAAGCAAUUUUUUACAGAUUCCAGAUCAUUGCAUUUUUUUCUAUUCCAUGUCAAUAGUUUACUUAAAUUGGAUGCUUAGUAUUUGUUUCUUAAAGUUUCUUAUCUUAACUUAAAAUAUAGGAGUAUAAUCACAAAACUCUUACUAACAAAUUAAUUCCACUGGAUCCAGUGAUUCUUGCUUCCAUACAAUUGUGUUUAGGGCAACUUGUCACUCUGUAGUCCAUAAACUAACUUACUUCAGAGGCUUUUACUGAAUUCCUGUUCAGAUUCCAGUCUUUAUUCCUUGGAUUUUCCAAAGGUAGAAAGCCAACAAUACAAGGGUUAAUUUUAUUUUUAUCAUAUAGAUCUGGGAUUCAAAGAUCUACUUAAGCUCUUGUAAGGGGAUUGUGCUAGUCCAAUGCAAUGCUUUUUUAAACACUGACUUUGUUGUAUUGGAAAUGUCUCUGAAACUCCCUUUUGUUUCAAAAUCAGUUGGCCAUACAACAGGCAGAGCUGAUAGUUAAGAAAAUGAAGUCAAAAGCCUUCGGGGGGCAGGGUGUCAGAGAAUUAAUUUCAUGGUCCUUUGAAUCCUUCCUUGCACUUGUAUUUCUGUACUACUAAAGAAACUAACUGUUUGUAUUUUGUUAAUGUCAAUAAAUAGUAAAAUUCUCUAUGUAUGUGAGUAAUUGAGUUCUCCCAUAUAAGUGACUUUAUUUACCAUGUUUUUAAAUUGUUAUUACUUAAAACUAAAAUGAAGUGUAAGUUUAACUGCCUCUUACAAAAUCAUCAAGGGCAUGAAUUAACAAAAAUAAUCAGAAUGGGUCCAGUCACAAGAAACAUUGUACUUCUGCAUGCAUGGUGCUUCUGAAAGUUGAAAUUACCUCUGCUACUUACAGCAUCACACCUGAAAUAUGAGUGUAAACUGGGUAACGAUUGUUACACAGGUUUUAUUUUACCUGGAUAGAAUGCAUCUGAUACAAGGCUGCACAUUGCCUAUGGAAUUUGAUGCACACUUUUGCCCCAAGGAAAGACAAGUUUGUUAAUGAAAAGUUAGUGUUGAGCAAUUUUUGAGCAGUUAUCGCUAUUAAUGUCAGGAUUUCAGACCUCAGUAUUGGCAAUAGGCACUAUAUAUACAGCCUGUACCUUCUAUUUGUGCCUUCUAUUACCAGUCCCUGUGGUAACAAGGAUGCAGAUCCUUAUUAAUCUUUAGUUUCUCUCUUUAUCACUGAAAAUUGGCUAAGCCACAAUGGGAUUUUUGUGUGUGCCAAAUUCUGUCCAUAUUUCUCACUACGAUGAUUUUAAUGUGAAUGUGGACAGUCUUGCUGCCCAGCGUUGGUGUGGCUGGCUAUGCCUUUUUGGCAACACUUCCUAUCCUUUUUGUUGCAAGACAGUAUGGGAGGUUGCAGCUGGUUCAGCAUGGUCAGGUAUGGAGGAGUCUUUAGGCCACUUGCCUAUUCAUCGUAUGUUGUUAGAAGCCGUUUAGUUUACCCUUUCUAUUGCAAGUAAGAAACUACUAUUUUGAAGGGUUUGCUUGCUUAGAAGUCUUCAGACUUUAACAGUUUUCACUAAUUUUACUGUAAAGUGAUGUAGCUUAUUUAUUUAUUGUAAAUACUGUAUAUGGUGCAUGAAACCGGUAACAGCUGUGUUAUCAAAACCAGCAGGUAUAAAAUGGAUGUUGCUUAUGGUCCACAGCAGAGCUGUAUAAUCUCAUGUUCCUGUGACUUUUUUUAUUUGAUUGAAGUUUAUAUUUUUAGAUAUAUUAUAAUUUGGCAAAAUAAUUAUUGGCAGAGAGAUGUAUCUAUUUUUAUUUCAAAACAAAGUCUUGAAUAACAGUAUGACAUAGCAGUGCAAUACUAUGCAGAGUUAUUCCAGUCUAAGCCUAUUGAAGUAAGCUGCCUUAGACUGGAGUAACUCUGCAUAGUGUUACACUGAAGUGUACCAGCCAAUAUAAAACCAUGUAUUUGGAAUUUAUGCUUUUUGUUCAUUUUCUCUUAAUGUAAUGUGUUUGAUUAAAUGAUAUUAAAGUGAUUGCAACUACA